Molecule: messenger RNA, 1220 nt
Organism: Phoenix dactylifera (date palm)
Lineage: Eukaryota; Viridiplantae; Streptophyta; Magnoliopsida; Arecales; Arecaceae
Product: WUSCHEL-related homeobox 6-like
Biological process (GO): adventitious root development
Molecular function (GO): DNA binding; DNA-binding transcription factor activity
Source: RefSeq, a predicted model, not a curated record
UCUCUCCUCUUCCUUUUAUUCAUGUAUAUAUGUAACUUCCCCUGCCCCAACCCCUCCCUUCACCUACACUCAUCCCACUUGACUUUGGUCUCCUUCCUUUUCACCUCCUCUCCCUCUCCAGUCCCCCUCACCCAUGGAUGACCAGACCCCGGACAACAACAACAACAACAGCAGCAGCAGCAACAGCCCGGGCCGUGGCUCCACCCCGGCCUCCGAGCCGGUGCGUUCCCGGUGGACCCCGAAGCCGGAGCAGAUCCUCAUACUUGAAUCCAUCUUCAACAGUGGCAUGGUGAACCCCCCCAAGGACGAGACAGUGAGGAUCCGCAAGCUCCUCGAGAAAUUCGGCGCGGUCGGCGACGCCAACGUGUUCUACUGGUUCCAGAACCGGCGGUCGAGGUCCCGCCGCCGCCAGCGACAGCUGCAGGCCGGGCUCGCCGCCGAUCCGAGAGCCGCGGCCGGUGCCCACCAAGUCGGCGGUGCAAUUAUGUAUGAACCCUGUUCGUCCACCUCCUCCAGCACAUCGACUUCCAAUUCUUCGAGUGGGGGCUUCUUUCCUUGCUCCUCUUCAGCUUCGUCUUCCUCCUCUAGUUUCAUGGGGGAUGACAGCGCCGACGAUCUCUUCUCGAUCUCUCGCCAAAUGGGUUUCGCAGACAAUACUCAAACUCCAUUCAUGUACUCUUCGGAUGUCUCGCAGUUACACUAUCAACCUGGGAUUAUCACCGUAUUCAUCAAUGGAGUCCCUUCAGAGGUUCCAAGGGGCCCAAUAGACCUGAGAGCCAUGUUUGGCCAAGAUGUGAUGCUCGUCAAUUCUUCUGGAGACCUUCUUCCUGUCAAUGAGUAUGGAAUUCUAAUGCAGAGCUUGCAGAUGGGCGAAAGUUAUUUCCUGGUUUCAAGGCCUACCUAGUCUGAGUUCAGUUGGAUGAAUAAAAGGAUGGUGGUCCUCGGCAACUCAAUUAACAAUAUAAGAUGGUGCAGUUUUAAUGUCACAAGAAAGCGAGCUUGCGUGCUUGCUUGCUUGCUUGCUUGCUUGCUGCUAUUGCAUUGCUCCUGUUACAAGCUGUUCCCUAAACCAUUGUGUUAUCACAUGUCAAUCCUGCUUUGGCUUGAGAUGCUGUAAUUUUCCACUUGUUAAACCAUGAUAUUCGGGUGCCCGAACUUAUUCUAGACUGGAAUAUUGUAUCAGUAUUAUAAGCAAAUUAAUUUUUUAAUGCUCUUGAAUU